AAAAAAUGUGAUAAAGAAGAAAAAGAAAAGAAUGAAGCAAAAGAAACCCAAAGGAACAUCUGAAAGUCUAGGAAAGAAUGCUGAUUUGUUAGAGAAUUCCAGAAAAAAUGCAAAAAAUGACGUCCUUUCUUCCCUAAUAGAGAAUGAAGCCAAUAUUCGUGAGUUGAAUGUCGUCUCAGGAACAACCACGAAUUCUUCAAGCAUAACUUCAACCACGAGUACAACAACCACAACAACCACAACAACCACAACAACCACAACAUUAGCUAAGCCAGAGGGAAAUGUAGAGAUCAGAACAGAAGGUAAUCUUACAUCAAAGUUAAAGAAGAAAGUGCAGAAAAAACCUGUGAAGACCAGUUCUUCACAGAAAAACAAACCCAAGAAAACAAAAAAGAAAGUUUCUGGGAAAGAAAAAAAAACUAAAAAUACUGGUCAAAGAUUAAAACAAUUCCAAAGAUUGACCUGCGAUAGAGCUAGGAGACGAACUGCAAUAUCAUUUGGAACUUUUAUCCAGACGGGGAAAGACAUACUUGCACAAGCAGAACUUCUUAAGAAGCAUAAAUAUGAGGAGGAAAAAAAUGAGAUAUUUAUCAAGAAAAUAGAGAUAAUCUUAUCCAACAACUCUGUAUGUGAAAAUAAUUCUCAGUGGAAUUAUGUCAGAGUACAGGACUUAUUGUAUGAUCUGAAGUCUAAAUGUGGAAUUGAAGGAAAAUUAAGAAAUUGUCUCCUGGAUGGUGUGCCAGCUGAAAAAGGAGUUGGUUUUACAUUCAAUCCAAGAAAGUUUCUCAGAUCUCCGAAUUUUUUAGUUAAAUGUCAGAAAUAUUCAUCAGAUAUCAAUGAAUGUAUCCUAAAUCAUGACUGCUCUAAAAAUUGCGGUAAAAUGAUGGGAAUAGGGGAAAAUUGUGUGAAGAAGAUUUCCCUGUUGCAAGGAGAUAUGCUGAAAGAUAGUGUGAUUUGUGAAGAUCAACUGCAAGAAUGCCAGAAUAUAAGAUCUUCUAUAUUGGAGAGCUUGUAUUCAUGCCCUCACAGAUAUUGUACGUUCUGUUCAACCUGCACCAGCACCGAAUGUAAAGAUAUUUGUCUUCUUAGCAUCUAUGUUUGCAAAUGUCAUGUCAAGACUUUGCCCCCUGUAGCUCCAAUUCUUACACCUACUGAUAAUAUUGGGUACUUAUCAGCCCCGACAACUGCUAAACCCAGUACUUUAACUACCACUACUUCAACUACCAGUACUACCUUUAACAAACCAGACCAUACCACAACAAUAAAAAAUACCUCUGAAGCUUCAAACAUGAAUUUUCAAUUGAACAAUAGCUCGUCAGCAACUGAGCAUGUAUUUCAUCAAAGAUUUAUGGUCAGUGUUGAGGCUAGCUUUCAGAAGGAGAAUGGUGAUAUUAGGAACAUGUUAAAAAUAUCAAUAAAAGAUGCUAAAACUGGAACAGAGGAGAUGAACUUUAUUAUCAACAUCAAGGAUGUCACCCAUCAAACAGAUAAACAGGAGACAAGUCCAAACAAUGAGUCAACUACACCUUUUAUCACCACAGACAAUUCUGAGAUAUCCACAACGUCUUCAGAAGUUCCUCACUUAUCCUCUUCCCAAUCCACUGCAUCAAGUUGCGCAAUCUCAAUAUUAUACCCAGAGACAACAAAAUCCACUACAAUAUCAUUAAUAAGCCCUACAACAUCCAAUGAACUAAGCAACAGUGUACCAAUGUUUAAUGCAACAGAAACUACUACACCUUCAAGCAUAUCCAGCAAUUUAACUUCUUCUAAUAUUAACAUAUCAACCCUAAACAAUAGUUCAGUAACUCAAAAAAAUUCAACUAAUAUUGAAACAACAAUAACAGAAAACAAGCCAUCACUAAUUGAAAAUGCAACCUUGCCAGUAAACAUGACAGUACUAUCAUCAAUAACAGAAUCAGUGUCAACAGGUGCCGCGGGCUACAAUAGUGGUGGAGGGCUGUGGCUAGAUAGAAAUUUUUAUAUAGUUUCUCCACAAAAGUUUAAAAACUGAUCACAGAUUGAAGAGGAUAAGAAAAAAAUGCUAAAAAGGUUCAUAAAGAAAUUGUAUAUUUAUUUCAUUUGAAUUAAAAUCAGCAGUUACAAAUGUAUUUAUUCAGCCUCCUUAUAUGUUAAAUACUUUAUUUUCCGUUUAAGAAUUAAGUUAAAAGUGUACGAACAACAUUGUACAUUGUACAUUGUGCUGGUACAUCGAUGGAAAUAAUUUCUAAAUGUGUUCACUGUCUAAAUGUAUUUCAUGUACAUUGAUUUACAUUACAUAAUUGUUAAUGUACAUAAAAAAGAAGCACUUGGGUGUAUUUUCAGCAUCAAUAUAUAAGUGUUCUUAAAGUUUAACAUGCAUUAAACAAAUACUUUUUUUUGUUAAACUACAAUAUAUAUAACAAAUGUACAAAUGUAUUUCAAAUAUAAAUUGCCAAAUAAAUCUGAGGAUUUGCUUCUACAUGUUAUCAGCAUUCGUCUCGUUUAAAAUCUAACCAU
Eurytemora carolleeae is the source of this 2496-nucleotide messenger RNA. RefSeq lists its product as uncharacterized. The transcript has 11 exons. The record is from RefSeq and is a predicted model, not a curated record. Bases 32 to 2011 code for a protein of 659 amino acids. NCBI's taxonomy places the organism in Eukaryota, Metazoa, Arthropoda, Copepoda, Calanoida, Temoridae.